Molecule: messenger RNA, 1350 nt
Organism: Glycine soja
Lineage: Eukaryota; Viridiplantae; Streptophyta; Magnoliopsida; Fabales; Fabaceae
Exons: 3
Coding region: 203-718 (171 amino acids)
Source: RefSeq, a predicted model, not a curated record
AUCAAAGCGACCCGUAGCUAUGCACGGUUUAACAACAAGUAGUUUGAUAAAGAUAAACAUCGAGUCAAAUACAUGUCCGAAUUGAAUAGGAGCAAACAAAGUCAAAGAAAGAAAAGAGAGAGAAAAAAAUCAGCAAUCAUCAUCUGAAGCGAGAAGCCAACACGACAGACACAAGUGAGAAACCAAACCAAAGCAGGUAGCGAUGUCGAGUGGUGGAAACCUUAGUUGCGUGUUGGUAGCUGUGGAUGGAAGCGAGGAAAGCAUGAACGCGCUGCGUUGGGCACUGAACAACCUCAAGCUCCGAUCCCCUACACCCGAUUCCACCGGUGCUCCCUCCUUCAUCAUCUUCCACGUCCAAUCCCCGCCCUCCAUCGCCACUGGCCUCCAUCCCGGUGCCAUCCCCUUCGGUGGUCCCAGUGAUAUCGAAGUUCCUGCUUUCACUGCAGCCAUUGAAGCUCACCAGAAGCGCAUCACCAACGCCGUACUCGACCACGUCCUCGGAAUCUGCUCCGAAUUCAACCUAACCAGUAAGGGCAGAACCCAUGUCCUUGUUGGAGAUCCAAAGGAGAAGAUUUGUGAAGCUGUGCAGGAUUUGCAUGCUGAUGUGCUUGUGAUGGGGUCUCGUGCAUUUGGCCCAAUUAAGAGGUACAAAGUAACCCAUAAAUUUGCACGGCACAUAGACAUACUUUAUAGUUAUUUUUUUAUCAAUAAAUAUUAACUUAUUAGUUUUAUUAGAAAUGUUAGUGGGGGAUUCCAAUCCUUUCUUAGCUAACCGAGCAAACUUUAUAUCUCCGGUUAUACUUUAUUGUAGUAAGCAUGAUUUUGGCAGCACAUAUCACACACAAAAAAAUAAAGGCUUGAUAAACAACCUGGACAAGUAUUCCCUUUUUGAGAAUGUUAACAAGUGCUAGGACAUUGUGGACCUAUUGUUAUACUGGGGAAAAACCUGGAGUUUUCAGACUUCAAUGCCAUCAUGCCUUUCCCAAUAAAAUGUUUCCAAAUUUGUUGGCAAUAUAUGAAUUGUGAUCCUAGUAGAUGACAAUCGUAGUCCAUAUCAGAGAAGAGAUGUGAUUAGAAACCGAUGCCAAACAUUAGUGAUGUGAUGAUAAAGUUAUAAAGACUUUCAAUACACAACCAACGUCUAUUAUCAUUAUUACUCCUUUAUAUGCAGAUAUUUGUUUUUUGAGUUUAUACAAUGUUGUAGACAAAUGUUGCAUUACUAUUGCUCCCUGGUCAGAGCCAGUUCUAGUUGUGAUUGUGAUAUGCAACAAACUUUCCAUUCGUCAUGUACAAAAUUUCAAAUUGAGAAUGCAGCUAGUGUUGGCGGCAGUGUGUCUUAUUUUUGCAUUA